UCGUGAAACAAGUAUUUGGAUCCCACUUUCGGUAACUUAUUGCUACGUUCGAGUUUGCGUGCCACAUGCUUACCUAACGUGCAACUAGCUGUGGCGAUGUUUUUUUUUGGGUCCAUACAUUGGAUUAAUGCAGUGAUAUCUCCAACACUAUAAAAAUUUGCUAUCUAAAAAUCCAAUUUCGUGUUGCAAUUUGGCAAAGUGUAAUUUACCAAAAAUAUUGCAGUUUUUACUGUUGUUGUUGUAAUUGUUGCUAAAGUGCUUGUUGUAGUAUUCCAAAUUUUACUCACUACCAAUUCCACAGUCAAACAAAUAAGGCAUUUGCUGAGUGCCUCCACCGUCGGUGCAUUCAAGUGUGAAAACAUUAGCAACAAUCGUUGUUGUUGUUUCGUUUUUCUUUGUUUUUGGUUUUGUUCUUUGUUGUUAAGUCGUUGCAAUUCUUUUGAUAUCAACAUUGUUAUACUUGAACGAAUGCAAUAAAAGAAUUGAGGCAGAGCAAAACAAAAAAGAAUAAUUAAAAAAAAACUGGAAAUAUGCUGGUGUCACUUCAAGCCAAGCAAAAACAUAAAUAAUAAAAAAUCAACCAGCCUCUUGGAGCUGUGAAAGCGGCAUGACUCAUCUACGUAAAACAGCAACAGCGCUUGUGAAGCGUACUUCUUUUUCGGCUGCCGCAACGGCAAUACCAAAUGCAGUGACCUUGCCAGAGGCGCUAACGCAUGCGCCACCAUCAAGGGCGAGUGCACCAGCAACAGCAGCACACGUGGCCGAGGAGAAACCGACGAGUAUUCCUGGCACAAAUGCACGUCCUUACUCAGCCGUACCAGGCCCCUGGGGCAUGCCAGUGUUGGGCAAUUCAUGGCGUUUUGCACCGCUAGUCGGUCAAUAUCGCAUACAGGAUUUGGAUAAGGUUAUGAAGGAGCUACACAUUAAUUACGGCAAAAUUGUUAAAGUUGGUGGCCUCAUAGGACAUCCGGAUUUGUUGUUCAUCUACGAUGGCGAUGAAAUUAGAAAUAUUUUUAAAAAAGAGGAAGCCAUGCCACACAGACCCUCAAUGCCUUCACUCAAACAUUACAAAGGGAAAUUGCGACACGAUUUCUUCGGUGACAUCGCUGGACUCAUUGGUGUACAUGGCAGAAACUGGGCGCUGUUCCGACAAGAGGUACAACAAAUACUACUACAGCCACAAACAGCAAAGCAGUAUGUGCCGUCACUUAAUGAAAUCGCCAGCGAAUUUAUGCAAAGAGUACAUGAAAUGCGCAAUGAAAAUGAUGAGCUGCCUGAAAAUUUUCUACAUGAACUACACAAAUGGGCGUUGGAAUCUGUGGGACGCGUGGCAUUGGAUACACGCCUUGGCUGCUUAUCACCAGACGGCAGUAAAGAGUCGCAACAAAUUAUAAAUGCCAUAAAUACCUUCUUCUGGGCUGUGCCACAACUGGAAUUGCGAAUGCCAUUGUGGCGUUUUUAUCCAACGAAGGCGUAUCGCUGUUUUGUAAAGGCGCUGGAUCAGUUUACAGAAAUCUGCAUGAGAAACAUUAGCCGCGCAAUGGAUCGGGCUGAUGCUGCGGCAGGGAUGCAAAAUGCUACGACCGAUUCGAUUGUGGGACGCAUUGUGCGCAAAACGGGAAAUCGUAAAUUGGCAGCAGUAUUGGCGUUGGAUUUGUUCUUGGUCGGCGUGGAUACGACCUCGGUGGCUGUCUCCUCAACCAUUUAUCAGUUGGCUAAAAAUCCCGAGAAACAGCAAAAACUUUUCGAAGAAUUACGAAAAGUGUUUCCAACGCGUGAAGCGGAAAUCGAUCAAAACGCUUUGGAGCAAAUCCCUUACUUGAGAGCCUGCAUAAAGGAGACCUUGAGAAUGUAUCCGGUCGUCAUUGCGAAUGGAAGAAGUUUACAAACAGAUGCCGUCAUUGCUGGCUAUCACAUACCCAAAGGUACACAUGUCAUAUUCCCGCAUCUGGUAGUGUCCAAUGAUCCCGCAUAUUUUCCAGAACCGAAACGAUUUCUGCCUGAACGUUGGAUGAAGCAAAGCGAAGCGAGUGCGCAAUGUCCACAUGUCGGUCGAAAAAUUCAUCCCUUCGUCAGCUUGCCGUUUGGCUAUGGCCGUCGCAUGUGUGUGGGCCGUCGCUUUGCCGAGAUCGAAUUGAAUAUGCUGUUGGCAAAGAUAUUUCGAAAAUACAAAGUGGAGUACAAUUCCGGCGAAUUAGUGUAUAAAGUAAAUUCAACCUAUAUACCAGAGUCGCCACUUAAUUUCAAAUUGACGCUAAGGGAUGAGUAGGGUUGGUUGGUGGCACGACAGUGGACCGGCUGGUAAGCUGCAGUGGUUUAUAACAUUCAUACCAAUGUUGCCUAGUAACAGACACAACGGUGCUUUCGAGUGGCGCGACAAACACUCUCACACAACUACUUUCAAUGGGUGUAUUUGCAUAGCUAUUGUUUUUGUUGUUCUAUAUUAAUAUUACAUUUUUGUCUCGCCAAUAUGAAUUUUAUACGUGCUUCUUUUCCACACAAAAUGUUUGCUUAGCGCAAAUAUAAAUUAUGCUAAUAUUUUGUAAAUUGUGUACUCUAUGGCAGUAUUAUUAAAUUUUAUGUUUACAUACAAUGGAAAAUUCUGAGGUCAAACCCUCUUAGAUGUAAAGCGGCAGAGUUGAAUGUUGGCUUGUUUAUUUGUAUGUGAGCUAUAGAUGCCGAGAUUUGGAGGGGCACCAAAGAGAGGAGAUAUGUACAUCACAUUAAUUUUGAUCGCCCGAGAUGACUACGACGAUAUACUAUAGGCCUGUAGGAUAACUUAAAAUGUACCGUUUGAGACAAAAUAAAAAAACCGGCAACAAACGCAAGGUGACCGAGAAAGCUUUAAGAACCACUUUAGAGUUUUCAAAAACUUCGUACAAUCGCGUGAAAAUAAAGAACAAAAUUUUAAGUUUUAACAAAAUUCACACAAAUAUUUACUAGGGUAGUACAAAAUUAAAAUCAUGUGUUCACAACUAACUGCAUCACAGUCGUAUCAGCCCUGUCUAAAAAGGAAAGCAGAACUAUCGUAGGUAUACUGACAGGCCACAAUUUGAUAGCGGCAUACGCAUACAAGAUAGGAGUCGUAAACAAUGAUAGCUGCAGAUCCUGCAAUGAACUGGAAGAGAGGGAAACUCUAGAACACCUUCUAUGUUUUUGACCUGAAUCAGCUAGAACCCGAAUGAAAUGCCUAGGAGCUCCAAAAUAUGAGAAGUUAGAAUGUCUCUUGGGGUUUGAGCUUCAGGACUGACUUAGAUUCGCAAAUGACGCAGGCUUAUUAUAAGAAGUCAACUAAAAAGAAACAUAGAGGUCAACAUCUUUAUUUACAGGGUCCGGCUUUCGACAUGUAAUCAACUUCAGACCACUCGCAUCAGCUGUCUGUUAGUUGGCUAAAUGACAGUCCAGAGUAUUGUUUAUAAGUGCGCGGAAGCAUUUUGCCAAGAGUAAACGCGAAAAAAAAAAUCAGUA
Molecule: messenger RNA, 3468 nt
Organism: Anastrepha ludens (Mexican fruit fly)
Lineage: Eukaryota; Metazoa; Arthropoda; Insecta; Diptera; Tephritidae
Gene: Cyp49a1
Product: probable cytochrome P450 49a1
Exons: 14
Coding region: 608-2269 (553 amino acids)
Molecular function (GO): monooxygenase activity; heme binding; oxidoreductase activity, acting on paired donors, with incorporation or reduction of molecular oxygen
Source: RefSeq, a predicted model, not a curated record